Molecule: messenger RNA, 902 nt
Organism: Phragmites australis (common reed)
Lineage: Eukaryota; Viridiplantae; Streptophyta; Magnoliopsida; Poales; Poaceae
Product: ubiquitin-conjugating enzyme E2 2
Exons: 5
Coding region: 156-614 (152 amino acids)
Source: RefSeq, a predicted model, not a curated record
CCCCCUACACCACCCACCCAUUCCCACCAGAAGCUUCUCUGAUUCCAGACGCAACCCAGGACAGGAGCGAGAGAGAGGGAGAGGAGGGGAGGGAGCGCGCUGCGGGAGAUCGGAAGCCUAGCUAGGGUUUGAAGCGGUGGCCUGCGGAGGCGGAGAUGUCGACGCCGGCGAGGAAGCGGCUGAUGCGGGACUUCAAGCGGCUGCAGCAGGACCCGCCCGCCGGGAUCAGCGGCGCGCCGCACGACAACAACAUCAUGCUCUGGAACGCCGUCAUAUUCGGGCCUGAUGAUACGCCGUGGGACGGAGGCACGUUCAAGCUUACCUUACAGUUUACAGAAGAUUAUCCGAACAAGCCACCCACUGUUCGGUUUGUCUCCAGGAUGUUCCACCCAAAUAUAUAUGCAGAUGGAAGCAUCUGUUUGGAUAUCCUACAGAACCAGUGGAGCCCUAUAUAUGAUGUUGCUGCCAUAUUGACUUCUAUUCAGUCCUUGCUGUGCGAUCCAAACCCGAACUCUCCAGCAAACUCCGAAGCUGCCAGACUGUUCAGCGAGAAUAAGCGAGAGUACAACCGCAAAGUUCGUGAGAUUGUGGAGCAGAGCUGGACAGCCGACUAGUGCUGGGCAAAGGAAGGGUGCAGUAAGCAACUGCACAAAAAAACCCUGUGUUUCUGGCUCGCCAGACUCGUCCCCCCUUGAAACAUUGAAGAACUCUUGAAGAACUCUAGUGAUUGCUUGUAGUCCGUCGUGUUUUUGUGUUGCGAUCCGAGUCCCAGUUACCCAAUGGUUGUUUAAUGUAGUGUUGUUGUCGACCUAUCUUAUGCAUUAAAAGAUCCUGCUUAUGUACAGAGUUAUAGCGUUGAAAUGGUUUUCUAAACUAAUCAAGUCUCGUUGCUCUUGCCUAUA